This is a messenger RNA of Anolis sagrei ordinatus, 2702 nucleotides long. It is a transcript of the gene MEX3B, whose product is annotated as mex-3 RNA binding family member B. Lineage: Eukaryota; Metazoa; Chordata; Lepidosauria; Squamata; Anolidae. The record is from RefSeq and is a predicted model, not a curated record. Gene Ontology annotation, molecular function: RNA binding.
AUCCCUCCUUCCUUCAGGUCCCGGCCUUUCUCCCGUCUUGCUUCCUUGAAUUCAUUAACCAGCCAACCCACCCUCCUUCCCUCCUUCCCGGCGGCGAUGCCCAGCUCCUUGUUCGCGGAGAUGGAGCGGGGCGGGGGGGAGGCCGCCUUGGACGACCAGAGGGCCCUCCAGAUCGCCCUGGACCAGCUCUCCUUGCUGGGUUUGGAUGGAGGGGGAGGGGGAGGAGGGGGGGGCUGCAACAACAACGAGCCCGGAGCCCUCUUCGACCACGAGCCCCGCAAGAAGAGCGUCAACAUGACCGAGUGCGUCCCCGUGCCCAGCUCCGAGCACGUCGCCGAGAUUGUCGGCAGGCAAGGUUGUAAGAUCAAGGCAUUGCGGGCCAAGACCAACACCUACAUCAAGACGCCGGUCCGCGGGGAGGAGCCACUCUUCGUAGUCACGGGCCGAAAAGAGGAUGUAGCCAUGGCCCGCCGGGAGAUCAUCUCCGCUGCCGAGCACUUCUCCCUCAUCCGUGCCUCCCGCCACAAGAGCGCCGCCCUCAAUGGGGCCUCUGCCGCGGCCCCCGCCCCGCCCCACCUCCCAGGCCAGACCACCAUCCAGGUGCGAGUGCCUUACCGUGUGGUGGGCCUUGUCGUGGGGCCCAAGGGCGCCACCAUUAAGCGCAUCCAGCAGCAGACGCACACCUACAUUGUCACGCCCAGCCGCGACAAGGAGCCCGUCUUCGAGGUGACCGGUAUGCCCGAGAACGUGGACCGCGCCCGUGAGGAGAUAGAGGCCCACAUUGCUCUCCGCACGGGCGCCGGAGGAGUUGGAGGCGCUGGGGGCCUUGUUGAGCUUCCCGACGACAAUGACUUCCACGCCAACGGUACUGAUGUGGGCUUCGAGAUGAGCGGCAGCCUCUGGAGCAAACCCACUCCACCACCACCGCCGCCACCUCCACCGCCGCCACCUAGCAUCCCUCCAACGCCCGGCCGCAAGCCCUUUGCCACCCUCCGCCACGACAGCUCCAGCUCCCUAGGCAGCGCCUCCACCGACUCCUUCCACCGCAUGGCCGACUUCAGCCCGCCCAGCCCGGCCCUCAGCUUCACUCACCACAAUGGCAAUGGUUACGGUGCUUACGGUGGAGCAGAAGGGCUGCCUUCGCCCGAUGUGCCCCCGCCACCGCCGCCCUUUGAUUCCCCGCCUGGCUUUGACUGUGCACCAUUGCUUUGGUCCCACUUUGAGCGUGGGGCCCCCUCGUCUCCUGGUGCCGUGGCUCUUCCGGCUACACCCAACGCUAACCUCGCCGUGUUGGUGAGCAAUGGAGGGCAGAGGCGUGGCGUUGGGCCUCCUCCAACAAGGGUGUCUCCACCUCUUCAUGUGGCUCUUCCGGCCGAGCAGCCGCAGCAACAUCCUUUAGCCCGACGUGUGCGGAGCGACCCCGGAGGCCGGCUGAUCGCGGCUGCAGUAGCCGCAGCAGCAGCCGCCGCCUCUUCCUCUUCCUAUCCACUCUAUGCCAAUGGGUUAAGUUGCCCCUUGUCCGGUCUUCCCUCCGACUCUUCAGCAUCUUCCUCCUCCUCUUCCAGCUCCUCCUCCAGCUCCUCGUGCUCGUCUUCAGGGCUGCGGAGGAAGGGCAGCCGCGAGUGCGCCGUCUGCUUCGAGAGCGAGGUGAUUGCGGCUCUGGUGCCCUGCGGCCACAACCUCUUCUGCCUGGAGUGUGCCAACCGAAUCUGCGAGAGGAGCCAACCCCAGUGCCCCGUCUGCCACAGCGCCGUCACCCAGGCCAUCCGCAUCUUCUCCUAAAAAGAGGGCUGCCCCUUCUCCCAGACCCCCCGUGCACACUGAGCAUUUAAAGCCGUUUCAAAGCGGGGUUGGAGAAAGUGGUUUCGCUGUGCAGCUCAUUCCCUAGGACACUGUUUCUUAAACUGUGGGUCCCGACCCCAAAUGGGCUCCCCAUAGAUCAAUGCCGGGAUCCCCCCCCAAAAAAAUUGACAACAGUCUAUGCUUUCUGAAUGUCACCUAGUGACUGUUUGAGACAUUUGCACAAAGCCGUUGUGCAGUGUUUACAGUGGACUCUGCAGAAGAUGCUUCAGCUGUAUUUCAUGAAAGGAAACUCAGCCUGUUUAGCAAGCCUUGCAAAUGCUGGUUUGUUAUCAAUAGAUGUUUGAUUUUUUUUUAUAUACCUAUUUUAUAUACCUGAGAUCAUAUAAAAAUUUCUCGGGCCAGAAGGGGUCUCCAGUGGAAAAGUUUCAGAAGCCCUGGCCUAGGAAACCCUGCAACCCAUUGGAGGCCUGGAUAGUGACUACACAAACCACAGAGCACUGAUGCGCAUUAAGGGCUUUCUUUCGUGCACGUUUGUGGGAGUUUGUUGUCUCGCCGCCCGCAGUUUGAAGCUAGAUCUGAACUGCAUUAAAUGGUCAGUGCAGAUGGGGGGGCUCAGUCACACCCACACACCUAUAUUCAGGCGCACAACGUAUACGCACACCUCUAAGCAACCUCUUCCACUCACAUGGAUAAUCCUGCCUGUGUGUGUAUAUAGAUCAGUGUUUCUCAACCUGGGGGUCGGGACCCCUGAGGGGGUCGCGAGGGGGUGUCAGAGGGGUCGCCAAAGACCAUCAGAAAACACAGUAUUUUCUGAUGGUCAUGGGGAUUCCAUGUGGGAUGUUUGAGCCAAUUCUAUCGUUGGUUGAGUUCAGAAUAUUCUUUGAUUGUAGGUGAACUAU